Messenger RNA from Oldenlandia corymbosa var. corymbosa, 1050 nucleotides. NCBI's taxonomy places the organism in Eukaryota, Viridiplantae, Streptophyta, Magnoliopsida, Gentianales, Rubiaceae. The record is from the annotation of a GenBank genome assembly.
AUGAGGAAAUUAGAUAUACUGGCUUCAGUGGCUGCUGAAGCAUAUGAAGAAGAACGGAGACAGAGGAGACUGGAAAACAGGGCAGCCGAAUCUGUCCGAAACUGGGGCUGUACUUCUAAGAGGUCGGAAUUCCGAAACCGUCACCGGACUUCCAAGACGAUUCCUUUAUCCGGCGGCAAUGAUUACCACCUUCUUCCUGGAACUAGUGGGCUGAAAGACAAUGAUCAUCUUCUUCUUCCGGGAAUUAGUGGGAUGGAUUCGAAACCCAGAAAGGUUAUGGCCAUUAAAUUCACCUUGAAGAAAAAUCAAGUUGGGAUCAAUGGGACAGAACACAAUGUUGAUGAUACCCCAAGAAAGAUCGAGAAGGAUACAGUGAAAACAGAGAAACCAGAAGGGAUUCAUGCCAAUUUCAUGGCAGGAAUUCCGUCCCUGAAUCUACCCUUCAAGAAAAGAAUACGAUUUGAAGACAACUGCCCUGAGUUCACCAUCAAGAAAAGGAAAACAGGGCAUGAUCAUCAUCAUAAAGUCACCGAAAUUCCGACCCUGGAUUUGAACAAACCACCAAAAAUCAAGAAGGAUAAUGGCCCUCAUCCACCUCCUGAUUUGCCCGUCGGAUACCGAAACAAGAUCCUUGAAAGAGCUGGAAACAGGGAGGUCGGGAAGACAGUUCUGGUAAUACAAAAGAGACUGACAAAAACUGAUCUUCAAGGAAACCAGAACCGUUUCUCAAUCCCAAAAAGAAAGAUAAAGAACGAAUUCCUCAACAAUCCAGAUAAAGAGUUGUUGAAACAGCGUGACGAAGAUGGCCAUUGUAAAGUUCUUACACUUGAGGUGAUUGAGCCUCAGGACAGAGUAGAGAGCGUGAAUCUAAGAAGGUGGCUCAUGAACAAGGAGCAUGGAAAACCCAGUGUUUCUUAUGUGUUGAAUGGUGAUGGAUGGAAGAACAUUAGGGAUGGCAAUAACUUCCAAAUUGGGAACCUUGUGCAGCUCUGGAGUGUUGAACUUGAUAAAAGACCUUGCUUGAUCUUUGUUAAAUUAGAACAAAACUGA